Messenger RNA from Paramecium octaurelia, 1565 nucleotides. The record is from the annotation of a GenBank genome assembly. Lineage: Eukaryota; Ciliophora; Oligohymenophorea; Peniculida; Parameciidae.
AUGUAAAAAACAAAUAUAAAAUCUGUUACGGCUCGAAAUGAGUAAGCGAAAGCUAAACUCACGAAGUAUGAAUGAAUUUGAAUCAUUAGAGAAUAAUUUCUUACUCUAGCUAAAAUGUGUUAGAGUACGAGCACGCAAUAAUUGCUGAGUAAGAAAUUGCCAUCCUAAUAAAAACCUGUUUUGGCAAGUUAGUUGAAUAUCACUCCAAGAAACAAUACUCCCAAAAGUUGUAGAACUGCAUAGGAAGUACAAUCAUUGGUUUAAAUGAUAGAUGAAAUAUUUUCUUUAUCAAAAGAAUCUAGUUAAGGACCCAAUUAAUAAGCCACAGAAUCAUUCUUAAUUGCUUCCUAAGACUAAGAAUAGUUUGCAUCGAAAUUUCUCUUAAUUGGAAAAAUCCUCAAACAGCCAACAAAACAACGGAUAAUCGACCGCACCAAACACAGUGAAAAAAAAAUACAAUUUGCUUUCAACUGACUCUGCAAAUAAAUCGGAUCAACGGUUCUCUUCUGUUCAAUUUGCAUAAUAAAUAGCCCAACAAUUAAAGAGGAAGUAUGAACCACUAUAACCAUAACAAAAGAAGGAAAAUUUGCAUGUGAGCUUAGAUGAUUUCGUCACAUAAAUCAAUAGACCUUAGUCCAUCAUUUCCCCCUUCAAAUAAACUAAGUCGCUAUCCCCUUCGACAAGAGUCAACAUUGCUCCUUCCAAAAGUAUUCAUCCAUUUUACACUUAAGAAUCCCUCUAUUAUGUUUCAUCCUUAGUCGAAUCCUUCAGACACAUUUUACCUUAAAAUCAAGAACAAUAACUAUUUCGGGAUCACGCUGUCUAGACAUUCAAUUGCAUUUCGUUCUGUGUGAAAUUGCAAGAACCAACAAAAAUGAUUUUGGAACAAAAACGAAUGGAAAUUCCGAUGAAACCACAUUACAGAUGUAUAAUCAAUUCUCUACACAUAUAGUCAAGAAAACCGUUGUAUUCGAUCUAGAUGAAACCCUCAUACAUUGCAAUGAGAAUCAAAAUCUUAAGGCAGAUGUCUAUUUGCCAAUCACAUUUCCCUCUGGAGACACAGCCCAAGCUGGCAUCAACAUUCGUCCAUUUGCAAAAUGGAUCUUGCAAGAAUUGAGCCAACUUUGCGAAGUCAUAGUUUUCACAGCCUCUCACCAAUGCUAUGCAAGUCAGGUGAUUAAAUACCUGGAUCCACAUUCCACGCUCCUAUAGGGUUAAUUGUUUAGGGAUCGAUGUGUGUUGUCCCCAGAUGGAGUGCAUAUCAAGGACUUGAGAGUUUUGAACAGAGAUCUCAAGGACAUAGUUUUGAUUGACAAUGCUGCUUAUAGCUUUGGAGUUCAUUUGGAGAACGGAAUCCCAAUAAUUCCAUAUUAUGAUAACAAGGAGGACAAAGAAUUGAAGAUGCUGUAUGAGUUCUUGGUUGACCAGGUGUUGCCAGCACCAGACUGUAGAAUAGUGUUGUAGUCUGUGUUCAGAUUAAGGGAGUAUUACAACUACGGAGAACCAAAAUAAGCAAUAGAGAAAUUAUAUUGAUUUUAUAUAUAGUUUGAUGCUUUACAUUUAAC